AUGCUGACCCUUUCAGGCCGGGUCACUGAGACACAGCAGGUCCUUGCCACUCAGUUCAGCUUCCGCCUCCGCACCCCUGACCUCAUCAUUAAGCCGGCAGGGGAGGCUGUGGUGGGGAAAAAGAUGGCGGCUAAGAUUUUCUUCACUAACCCUCUGCCACGCACACUGAAGGGAGUGGUGUUCCAUGUGGAGGGGCUGGGCCUGCAGAGUGUUCGACAGAUCGCUGUUGGUGACGUGGCCAGUCGCUCCUCUGUGACUCUGACGGAACACUUUGUUCCUACUCUGCCUGGAUCCAGGAAACUGGUGGCUUCUCUGGACUGUAAGCAGCUCACACAAGUCCACGGUGUCGCCAACAUUGACGUCAAGGAGAAAUGAGCCUUUGGACACCAUAGACCCCUUUUGGUCUGCUUUACAAUUGAGGCAUAAUCACUUUUCAAUCAUUAUAUGUUUCCACUUGAGGAUUCCUGUCCCUUAUAUUGUAACAUUUUUACACCCCUUCCACUCAAUAUCAGAUUGGACCUGUAUAAUGUGCCUUGGAAAGUGCCUAAGCAUAUGAUUGCAGUCUUUACAAGAUUGGUAUUAGAACUUGUAUAAUUGCAUGACAUUUCAAAAUGUAUCUUACCUACUGAACAGAGCACAAGCUACAGUAUAUGACACAUGGGAACAAUAAUGUUUGUUUAGUAUGCUGUACAGUAAAGCAAAAAUACUGUGUACAGAGUGGUUUGUUAUGUUGCCAGAGCAUUGUAUAUCUAUGACACAAUCAGCUUUUUCUCAGAUAUUAUUUUCUAACACUUAUUAGAAGGGGUAUGUGUUACCUUACACUGUACAUUUGAAUAAUGCUAUGGUGUUAUUUUUUUUUUGUUUUUUUGGGGGGGGUGUGUAUAUGCAGUGUAUAUUUUAGCAAUUACAUUUACUUUUGAGACUUAAGUAUAUUUAAAACCAAAUACUGCUAGACUCAAGUAAGAUUAUACUGGUUGACUUUCACUUUUACUUGAGUCAUUUUCUAUUAAAGUAUCUUUAUUUUUACUCAA
Salvelinus namaycush (lake trout) is the source of this 1031-nucleotide messenger RNA. RefSeq names its product protein-glutamine gamma-glutamyltransferase K-like. Bases 1 to 375 code for a protein of 124 amino acids. Gene Ontology annotation, molecular function: protein-glutamine gamma-glutamyltransferase activity. The record is from RefSeq and is a predicted model, not a curated record. Gene Ontology annotation, biological process: peptide cross-linking. The transcript has 3 exons. NCBI's taxonomy places the organism in Eukaryota, Metazoa, Chordata, Actinopteri, Salmoniformes, Salmonidae.